Chanos chanos (milkfish) is the source of this 1182-nucleotide messenger RNA. Its product is annotated as interferon-inducible GTPase 5-like. Bases 1 to 1182 code for a protein of 393 amino acids. The record is from RefSeq and is a predicted model, not a curated record. NCBI's taxonomy places the organism in Eukaryota, Metazoa, Chordata, Actinopteri, Gonorynchiformes, Chanidae. Gene Ontology annotation, cellular component: membrane. The transcript has a single exon. Gene Ontology annotation, molecular function: GTP binding.
AUGGAGAGUCAUAAUCAUAUUUAUGAAAACAUCUCUUCAGAGAUAAAGGAAAUAGCUGAUCUCAUCAAAAAAUCUUCACCAAAUGAAACCACUCAAAAGAUGAAAACAAAUUUUGAAGAUUACAAAAAUGUGACACUGAAUAUUGCUAUAACUGGCAUGACUGGGGCAGGGAAGUCCACUUUUGUAAAUGCAAUUAGAGGGCUUCGUAAUGAUGAUGAAGGGGCAGCUCCGACUGAUGCAGUAGAAUGCACAAAAUAUCCCACUGUGUACCCUCAUCCAACACUGCCAAAUGUGAAGAUCUGGGACCUGCCAGGAAUUGGAACUGAACAAUUUAAAGCAAAGACAUAUCUGAAGGAGGUUCAGUUGGACACAUAUGACUUCUUCCUUAUUUUGAGUUCAGAAAGGUUCAAAGAGAAUGACAGUAAGCUGGCCAAAGCAAUUAAGAAAAAGAAAAAGUUGUUCUAUUUUGUACGUACAAAAAUUGACAAUGACAUUCAUGCAGAGUCAAAUAAAAGCUACUUUAAUGAUGAAAAGGUGCUCCAAAGAAUUAGGGAUGACUGUAUAAAAAACCUGAAAUCAACAGGAAAACCAAAAGUCUUUUUGAUAUCCUCUCUCCAUUUGGGAAAAUAUGACUACCCUAAGCUAAUCAGAACUCUGGAAGAUGAACUUCCAAAACACAAGAGAUUUGCUCUCAUUCAGUCUUUGCCUAUGAACUCAGUUGAUGAACUUGAGAGGAAGAAGAAGUAUUUCCAGAAGCUGGUUUGGAUGUCAGCAUUUGGCUCUGGUGCUCUUGCAAUCAUUCCUGUUCCAGGAUUUUCACUAGCGUGUGAUUAUGGCAUUUUGUUGAGCUUCUUUGAAAAUGUCUACAAGUCUUUUGGCCUAGAUAAUAAAUCACUUGCAAUACUGUCAGCAAGAGUCAACAAACCAGUUGACACUCUGAGAGCAGCCAUGAUAUCACCCUUCAAAGAUGGAGUUAAUGAGGAUGUGUUAGUUCGGGUGCUUGCAAGGCGUGAUGUAGUGGCUGCACUGACAGUUCAGGAACUCUCGAGGUUUAUUGUUGGCAUUGGCUCACUAGCUGCAGGGGCUAUAUCUGUUGCCACCAUAUAUCAUCUAUUGAAAAAGGGACUGAAUGAUAUGGCAGAAGAUGCCAAAAGAGUACUUACUGUAGCAGAGCUAGCAUGA